UGCUUCCUCACUCGCGGGCUUCUACUGUCAUGGCGGUGACGGUCUGAAAGCUACCGGGGAGCAUAUCAGGAAGCGAAGGGCGGACGCAGCGAGCAGCUGGGUGAACGCUUCACUCUCUUCAGCCGGGCUUGAGUGGACUUUCCCGAGACGACCGGACACCACCCUCCCCACCUCUCUUCUUCCGUACACGGUGGUUCAUUCGGCGUGUAAGCGAGCUUUGAGAGUUUGCCGCCGCUACCUGUCAAGUGUACGGACUCCGUGACAAUAGCAACUUCCGCCGGUUGUAGAGUGGCUCUUUUUUUGGAGGCUUUCCAAGGAAGCGAGCGUCGGGGAAAGGCAAGCCGUGGUUCUACCUGCCACCCCCGACCAUUACCUCACCCCUGGCUUCUUCAUUGGACGGCAUUAAUCCAUCCGCCUGUGGGCUAUCAAGUUUCGGACUCGGAAGAGGAAUAGUUUCUAACAACGAAGCGGCACUCUUUGUACUUUGACUUUAUUGAUAUCGAAUGGCGAGGAAGCUACUCAUGUGCCUUUAGACUCCCACCAGCAACUCCGGAGGGACAUUAAAGCGAGCCUUUCGCUCCCUUUCCGCCUUUGACUGAGCACCUCCGCCAUUGGAGGCGAACAGGUGGCUUUACCUGUGGACGCCACCUGCCCUCCCACCUUGAGCAAUGGCGAGCGAGGAGGUCACGCCGGGCAAUUUGCCGCUCAACCCCGCUGUACCCAUCCGAGGUAUCCGGAUGAAAUUCGCCGUGCUGGCCGGACUCAUGGAAGUUGGGGAAGUUUCCAACCGAGACGUCGUGGAGACAGUGUUCAACCUGCUGGUGGGCGGCCAGUUUGACCUGGAGAUGAACUUCAUCAUCCAAGAGCCCGAGAGCAUCGUGUGCAUGGUGGAGCUCCUGGACAAGUGCGAGCCCACCUGCCAGGCAGAGGUGUGGAGCAUCUUCACCGCCAUCCUGAAGAAGAGCGUGCGCAACCUGCAAGCGUGCACCGACGUGGGCCUCAUUCAGCUGGUGCUGCAGCGCGUCUCCAACACGGACAGCAUGAUCGCUGACUUGCUUGUGGACAUGCUCGGCGUGCUCGCCAGCUACAGCAUCACCGUCAAAGAGCUGAAGCUGUUCUUCAGCAAGCUGCAAGGAGAGAAAGGCCAGUGGCCUCGACACGCCGUGAAGCUUCUGUCGGUGUUGAAGUACAUGGCUCACAGGAACGGCCCAGAUUCCUUCUUCAGCUUUCCUGGCAAAAACGCAGCCGCGAUAGCGCUUCCACCCAUAGCAAAAUGGCCGUACCAGAAUGGCUUUACGUUCCACACGUGGCUCCGCAUGGACCCUCUCAACAACAUCAAUGUGGAUAAAGACAAGCCUUACCUCUACUGUUUCCGCACCAGUAAAGGCCUCGGCUACUCGGCGCAUUUUGUGGGCGGCUGUUUGAUAGUGACCUCGCUGAAAACCAAGGGCAAAGGAUUCCAGCACUGUGUCAAGUACGACUUCAAACCUCAGAAGUGGUACAUGGUGACUCUGGUGCACGUCUACAACCGCUGGAAAAACAGCGAAAUUAGCUGCUACGUCAACGGCGAGCUGGCGUCCUUCGGAGAGAUCGCCUGGUUUGUCAACACCAGCGACACGUUCGACAAGUGCUUCCUCGGAUCGUCCGAAACGGCCGACGCCAACCGGGUCUUCUGUGGCCAGAUGGGCGCCGUCUACUUAUUCGGAGAAGGGCUCAAUGCUGCGCAGAUCCUGGCCAUCUACCAGCUGGGGCCAGGCUACCAGGGCACGUUCAAGUACAAGGCCGAAAGCGACUUGCUGUUUGCCGAGCACCACAAGAUGCUGCUGUACGACGGCAAGCUGUCUGCCGCCAUCGCUUUUGCGUACAACCCCCGCGCCACCGAUGCCCAACUCUGCCUCGAGUCCUCGCCCAAGGACAACGCCUCCAUUUUCGUGCAUUCCCCGCACGCGCUCAUGCUGCAGGACGUGAAAGCGGUGGUGACUCACUCGGUUCAGAGCGGCAUUCACUCCAUCGGUGGCGUGCAGGUCCUCUUCCCCCUCUUUGCACAGCUGGACUUCUGCCAGCCCUCCAGCCAAGAACUGGACACCUCUGUCUGUUGCACGCUGCUGUCUUUUGUGAUGGAGCUGCUGAAGAACUCGGUGGCCAUGCAAGAGCAGGUCCUGGCCUGCAAAGGCUUCCUGGUCAUUGGAUACACUUUGGAGAAGUCGUCCAAGGUGCACGUGACCCGGCCCGUCCUGGACAUCGUGCUGGCCUUCUCCAGGUACCUGAGCAACUUGCAGAACGGCAUCCUGCUGCUCAAGCAGCUGUGCGACCACAUUCUGUUCAACCCCGCCAUCUGGAUCCAUGCCCCGAUCAAGGUGCAAGUGACUCUGUACACGUACCUGUCCACCGAGUUCAUCAGCACCGUCACCAUCUACAACGCCAUCCGCCGGGUGGGCACCGUGCUGCAGGUCAUGCACACGCUCAAGUACUACUACUGGGUGGUCAACCCGCAGGACCGAAGCGGCGUCGUGCCCAAAGGCCUCGAUGGUCCAAGGCCAAAGGAAAUGCUGACGUUGAGGGCCUUUCUGCUUUUGUUUGUCAAGCAACUCAUAAUGAAGGACAACGGUGUGAAAGAAGAUGAGCUCCAGAGCAUCCUCAACUAUCUCCUCACCAUGCAUGAGGAUGACAACCUCAUGGAUGUGCUGCAACUGCUGGUGGCACUGAUGUCCGAACAUCCCGGCUCCAUGGUGCAGGCCUUUGACCAGCGCAACGGCAUCCGUGUGAUUUACAAGCUUCUAGCAUCCAAAAGCGAAGGUAUCAGAGUGCAGACGCUCAAAGUCUUGGGGUACUUCCUCAAACAUUUGCCACCCAAGAGGAAGUCUGAGGUCAUGCUGAGUCACAGUCUCUUUUCCUUGCUCACGGAGCGGCUGAUGCUCCACUCGGCCCAGUUUUCCAUGACCACCUACAAUGUGCUCUUUGAGAUCCUCGCAGAGCAGAUCAGCACACAAGUGAUCCAUAAACAGCAUCCGGACCCCGACUCUACUGUUAAAAUCGUCAACCCACAGAUUCUGAAGGUCAUAGCAGCCUUACUGAAGACCUCUACACUGUCACCAGAGAGCAUGGAGGUGCGCAAGGUCUUCUUGUCGGACAUGAUCAAGCUGUUCAACAACAGCCGAGACAACCGCAGGAGCCUGCUGCAGUGCUCCGUGUGGCAGGAGUGGAUGCUGUCGCUCUGCUUCAUCAGCCCGCGCAACAGCGAGGAGCAGAAAGUCACCGAGAUGGUGUACGCCGUCUUCCGCAUCCUGCUCUACCACGCCAUCAAGUACGAAUGGGGCGGAUGGCGCGUUUGGGUGGACACCCUGUCCAUCACCCACGCCAAGGUCACCUACGAACAGCACAAGGAGCACCUGUCCCGCAUGUUCCGCCAGUACCAGCGUCAGGAAUCCACCGGGUCUCUCGGCACAAUCCGAACCGUCUCCGGAGUCAGCCAGAGCGCAGAGAGCGCCGACGCUACCAACGGCACCCCCUCUACUGUCAUCGAGCUCACAGUGGACCAACCCUCGGUUGAUUCAUCUGACCCACCGGCGGCGUCUGUUAUCGCGUCCGAAGUGGCGGAGGAUGAACAGACGCUGUCUCAAGAGGCUUCCAAAGAAGAUGCUGGGAUUCCAACCAAUAACUUAGAAGAAGAGGUUGGAAAAGCAGACCAACAGGAACCAGCCAUUGAGCUUGAGAAGGCAGAUCAUCGACCAGAAGCACCUCAGAGUGAAGAUCCUGUCGCGGUUGAGGGACAAGUUGCCAAAGAUGAAGACUCGAACGAUGAAGGAACUGUCAAAGAUGAUCCCGAAAAUGAGCAGGCAUCUCCGGAACCUUUGGCCCCUCUGGACAACAGUUUGCCGGCUGGCACCUCGGUCCUCAAUGAAGACUCGGUGGACGUUUCCUCCAUCAGCGAUCCGACCGAUGACAGCCAGGAGUCGUCGUACGACGGCCGUGAUACGAAGCCGGAAGUUGGUGAAAUGCAGGAAGUUGCGUUAGAAGAAAACAAUGAAGAAAUCCGACAUGACGUGGAACCGGAGAGCGCAGAGACCUCCCAGGCACCUGAGAGCCUUGAAGCACAUGAUGAGGAUGCGGCAAACCCAUCAGAGGCGGAAGCCACUGCUGCGGAGCAGCAGCCCACAGCGCCCUCUACAGGACAGGAGUCCGACCUAGCCGCAGGUCAAGAUGGAAGCGCCUCCGAGGAGCAAUCCCCUUCGAGUGGGACAGUCACAAGCACUUCUGGCCAGAAGACCAAAGAAAUCAAAAUAGCUCGUUUGGAUGUGGCCAAUGUCGCGUUGGACACCGAGAGACUGGAACUGAGGGAGGCACACUCAACAGAGACGAGCCAAACGGCGACAACAGCGGCCAGCGGUUCGGCCUCGGCCCAGCCGAAAGAAAACGAAAACUCGGUGCCGCGUUCCCCCAUGUUCCGCAUCCCGGAGUUCCGCUGGUCCCACAUGCACCAGCGCCUCCUCACAGACCUGCUCUUCGCCAUCGAGACGGACGUGCAAACCUGGAGGAGCCACUCCACCAAGACGGUCCUGGACUUUGUGAACAGCAGCGACAACGUGGUGUUUGUGCACAACAGCGUGCACCUCAUCUCGCAGGUGGUGGACAACCUGGUCAUGGCGUGCGGCGGCAUCCUGCCUCUCCUGUCCGCCGCCACCUCCUCUUCGCACGAGCUGGAGAACAUCGAGGCUUCUCAAGGCCUGACGCUGGACUCCUCGGUGGUCUUCCUGCAGCGCCUCGUCAACCUCAUGGACAUUCUGGUCUUCGCCAGCUCGCUCAACUUCGCCGAGAUCGAGUCGGAGAAGAACAUGUCGUCGGGCGGCAUCCUGCGACAGUGCCUCCGCCUCGUUUGCGCAAUGGCGGUGAGAAACUGCCUGGAGUGUCAGCAGGCGCAAUCCAAGUUCAGCAAAGAAGCAAACGCCGCCGUUCCCGGCAAAUCUGCGUCCGCACAGAGUCCCGUGGAUGCCGUGUCAGGCGGGAUGUCUCCCGUACGGGAUUUUGAGAGGCUACUGCAGGACAUGGACAUCAACCGCCUCAGGGCCGUCGUCUUCCGUGAUAUUGAGGACAGUAAGCAGGCUCAGUUCUUGGCUCUGGCCGUGGUCUACUUCAUCUCCGUGCUCAUGGUGUCCAAGUACCGAGACAUUUUGGAGCCCCACAAGGACAACAAGCAUCCCCAGCGAACGCCGUCGGCCCGCAGCACAGACAGCAGUGCACUGUCCGCCGGGCCCGAGGCGGAGAACGGGGUAUCCCUCCGCCGCUACGACUCCGGCCUCGGCGACGAGCACGCCUCCGUCGCCGCAGCCGGCGAGGCAGACGCGUCCUCCGGCAGCACGGCUCACGGCCCCGACGCCGUCUCGGAGGCCCUGUCCACACUGUCCUCCGAGGUCAGACCCGUCGACGCCAAGGGCAAGAACGUGAAGGACAUCCUGCGCAGCCUGGUCAGCGCGCCGGCUGACGACAUCAUGGUGGACGCCGGCCUGCUGCCACCCGCUUUUCUGGGAAGCGUGGCGGGCGUGGGGGACGUUCCCAGGGAUUCCCUGCAGAUUCGAUCUUUUGACAGGAGUGUCGUCCUUGCACCCAAGAAAGCCGGCGCGACAUCUCCGGUGCCGACCGCCGCCGCCGCCCCCGCCGUGUCGCCCGCUGAUGGCGUGGCCGUGGUUUCUUCUGGAGAUGCAUCACAGACCAGCAGCUCUGCAGACGCAGGCGGCCAGCUUCCAGCUAGCGCUAGCUUGCCAUCUGUCCCCCCGCUCUCCCCUGUGACCCAGCACACAGCCCCCAAUAUGAGCAUCUCUGAGCGUCUGGAACAUGCCCUGGAGAAGGCCGCCCCGCUCCUCCGGGAGAUCUUUGUGGACUUUGCACCGUUCCUCUCCCGGACCCUGUUGGGCAGUCACGGACAGGAGCUCCUCAUCGAGGGCACCAGUCUGGUGUGCAUAAAGUCCAGCAGCUCAGUGGUGGAGCUCGUCAUGCUGCUGUGUUCACAGGAAUGGCAAAACUCCAUCCAGAAGAACGCCGGACUGGCCUUUAUCGAGCUGGUCAACGAAGGCAGGCUGCUGAGUCACACCAUGAAGGACCACCUGGUCCGCGUGGCCAACGAAGCCGAGUUCAUCCUCAGCAGGCAGAGGGCCGAGGACAUCCACAAACAUGCCGAUUUCGAGUCCCACUGCGCUCAGUACUCAGCCGAGAAGCGCGACGAGGAGAAAAUGUGCGAUCACCUGAUCCGGGCCGCUAAGUACAGAGACCACGUGAUGGCCACGCAGCUCAUCCAGAAGAUCGUCAACAUCCUCACCGACAAACACGGACCCUGGGGAGCUUCUUCUGGCAGCCGGCCCAGGGAGUUCUGGCGCCUGGACUACUGGGAGGACGACUUAAGACGGCGACGGCGCUUUGUCAGGAACCCCUUUGGAUCCACCCACUCAGAGGCCACGCUCAGGGCCGCCGCCGAGCAUGUGGCCGAUAUCAAUGUGUCAGAAGACGAUGUGCUGAAAGGCAAGCGCUCCAUCAAGAGUCAGGCUGUGGCUCAGCAGAACUCUGAGAGCGACGCCUCGCUGGACGUGGACGACGACACACUGUCGUCUCUGGAGGAGAAAGAUCUCGAAAACUUUACCGGCCCGGUCAACGUGAGCACGGCGGCCCAGCUGGUAGCUCCGGCCGCGGUGGUGCGAGGCACCCUGUCCAUCACCUCCUCCGAGCUCUACUUCGAGGUGGACGAGGACGAGCCGGCCUUCAAGACCAUAGACCCAAAGAUUUUGGCAUACACAGAAGGUCUUCAUGGCAAAUGGCUGUUUGCGGAGAUCCGGGCCAUCUUCUCCAGACGUUACCUCUUGCAGAACACGGCCCUGGAGAUCUUCAUGGCUAACAGAACCGCCGUCAUGUUCAACUUUCCCGAUGCCGCCACCGCCAAGAAGGUGGUCCACAGUCUUCCCCGCGUGGGCCUCGGCACCAACUUUGGCCUCCCACAAACCAGGCGUAUCUCCCUGGCCACACCAAAGCAGCUUUUCAAAGCCUCCAACAUGACGCAACGUUGGCAGCGUCGCGAGAUCUCCAAUUUCGAGUACCUCAUCUUCCUCAACACCAUCUCCGGACGGACCUACAACGAUCUGAACCAGUACCCCGUCUUCCCCUGGAUCAUCACCAACUAUGAAGCAGAUCAACUGGACCUGACUCUGCCGAGCAACUUUCGAGAUCUGUCCAAGCCCAUCGGUGCUCUGAACCCCAAGCGGGCCGCCUUCUUUUCCGACCGCUACGAUUCGUGGGACGACGACCAGGUACCAAAGUUCCACUACGGCACGCACUACUCCACCUCGAGCUUCACCCUCAUGUGGCUGCUGCGCAUGGAACCCUUUACCACGUUCUUCCUCAACUUCCAAGGAGGCAAGUUCGACCACGCCGAUCGCACCUUCUCAUCGGUGUCCCGCGCCUGGAGGAACUGCCAGAGAGACACGUCGGAUGUCAAGGAGCUGAUUCCAGAGUUCUACUACCUCCCUGAGAUGUUCGUCAACACCAACUCGUACAACCUGGGAGUGAUGGAAGACGGCACGGCCGUGUCGGACGUGGAGCUGCCCCCCUGGGCCAAGACCCCCGAGGAGUUUGUGCGCCUCAAUCGGCAGGCUCUGGAGAGCGAGUUUGUGUCAUGCCAGCUGCACCAGUGGAUCGACCUGAUCUUCGGCUACAGACAGCAGGGACCCGAGGCCGCCCGAGCCCUCAACGUCUUCUACUAUCUCACCUACGAAGGCGCCGUCAACCUCAGCUCCAUCACCGACCCCAUGCUGAGAGAGGCUGUCGAGUCUCAAAUCCAAAGUUUCGGGCAGACCCCCUGCCAGCUGCUCAUCGAACCGCACACACCCCGAAGCUCGGCUAUGCAAGUGUAUCUUCUCCUGCAGACGCCCAUGAUGUUCACGGAGCAGAUGCAGCAGGACGUCAUCAUGGUGCUCAAGUUCCCGUCCAACUCGCCCGUGAGCCACGUGGCCGCCAACACGCAGCCGGGCCAGGCGGCGCCCGCCGUUAUCACCGUCACCGCCAGCCGCGUCUUCGCCGUCAACAAGUGGCACGGCCUGACAGGUCAUCCCAGUUCGACGGCGCAGCAGCCGGCGGAGCAGCAGUACCAACUUCCUGUGGAAAUCGACCCUCUCGUCGCCAGCAACAUGGGCAGCCACCGGCGGCAGAUCUCGGACCUCCUGGACCAGAGCAUCCAGAUCAGCUCGCAGUGUUUUAUCGUGACAGCCGACAAUCGCUUCAUCCUGCUCUGCGGCUUCUGGGAUAAGAGCUUCCGCGUCUACUCCACCGACACAGGCAAACUGACUCAGAUCGUGUUCGGUCACCGCGACGUGGUGACGUGUCUGGCCCGCUCCGAGUCGUACAUCGGCGGCGACUGCUACGUGCUGUCGGGCUCGCGCGACGCCACCCUGCUGCUGUGGUACUGGAACGGCAAGCUCAGCAGCAUCGGCGAGAGCCCCGCCACGGGCAUCACCACACCUCGAGCCAUCCUGACAGGUCACGACUGCGAAGUGACGUGCUCGUGCGUAUGCGCCGAGUUGGGCCUGGUCAUCAGCGGAUGCAAAGAGGGUCCGUGCCUGAUCCAUUCCAUGAACGGGGACCUGCUGCGUACCCUGGAGGGCCCGCAGGGCUACUCGCGGCCACGCCUCAUCCAGGCCUCGGCCGAGGGCCACUGCGUCAUCUACUAUGACAAAGGACAAUUCGGAGUGUUCAGUGUCAACGGGAAGCUGCUGAGACACUUGCAGGUGGACGACAGCAUUAAGGCGAUGGUGCUGAGCCGCGAUGGUCAGUAUCUGCUUACAGGCGGCGACGGUGGCGUCAUCUCCAUCCUUCGGGUUCACGACCUCAAGGUGUUGUUCACCUACCCGGGCUGCGAUGCCGGCAUCCGCUCCAUGGCCAUGUCACAUGACCAAAGGUGCAUCAUCACGGGCAUGGCGUCGGGCAGCAUCGUGCUCUUCUACAAUGACUUCAACAGGUGGCACCACGAGUACCAGACCAGAUACUGACCAAGACCCGACCGACCGACUAAGCAACCAACCAAAACCGCAUGUGAUGCAAAUAAUGUCCACUUGGCGGCGCUGUGUUGAGUCCACGCUGAAUGUAUCCUGGCAAUGAGAAGUUAUUUUUCAAAACCACCACAGAAGGAACGGAGAUAGAUAUAUAUAUAUAUAUAUAUAUAUAUAUAUAUAUAUAUAUAUAUAUAUAUAUAUAUAUAUAUAUAUAUAUAUAUAUUUUGUAGACAACAAUGAAGAAACUUUCAGCUUGGUUGAGGGUGAAACGAGUGGUUAUCUUGUGUGGUUUAAAAAAAAAAUCUAUUUUUUAAGUCUCUUUUGCUUUUUGUCUUCAGGUGUAACAAUGCAAAUAUUUUCUGCGUGCUUUAAGGUGAAUGUUGUACUUUGCGUGCGUGUGUUUGGGGUUUAAUUAUGAAGUUGCAAAAUUUCUGAUAAUCGAUAAUUGAAGGGGAUUUAUACAAAUAUGUAAAUAUCUAUAUGUAUAGAUAUAGUUUUGCGGUUAUCUUCCAUAUUUAAAAAUAUCCAUCUGAGCAGCAUCAUCAUCUUCGUACUAUUUUUAUUUUUUUUUCCGUAAAUGACUGAGCAGACAAGAUACGUAAAAAGCUCGACAGAUAAUGUUAGGCAGAACAGGAAGAUUUUUCCGCUUUUCUAUCACAUGAUUACGUCCAACCAAUCAUCACGAGGGUGACUUUAUUAAACUGACAUCCAUCUGACUGUUUCCUUACAUGUUUUUUUUGUGUGUGUGCGUGAAGAAUGCUGACAAAUAAAUGGAAUUUUCUAACAUCAA
Molecule: messenger RNA, 9816 nt
Organism: Syngnathus typhle (broad-nosed pipefish)
Lineage: Eukaryota; Metazoa; Chordata; Actinopteri; Syngnathiformes; Syngnathidae
Gene: lrba
Product: LPS-responsive vesicle trafficking, beach and anchor containing
Exons: 57
Coding region: 669-9023 (2784 amino acids)
Biological process (GO): intracellular protein localization
Cellular component (GO): membrane; cytosol
Molecular function (GO): protein kinase binding
Source: RefSeq, a predicted model, not a curated record